Molecule: messenger RNA, 4700 nt
Organism: Chinchilla lanigera (long-tailed chinchilla)
Lineage: Eukaryota; Metazoa; Chordata; Mammalia; Rodentia; Chinchillidae
Gene: Fbxl22
Product: F-box and leucine-rich repeat protein 22
Molecular function (GO): protein binding
Source: RefSeq, a predicted model, not a curated record
CUUGAACUUGUAGUGUCCCGCCUCAGCUUCCCCAGUCCUGGGAUUGUGGGCGUGCACCACCAUGCGCGGCUUCUGUAGCGGUUUUACUGCUUGAUUUUACUUAAGCAACAGUGCCCGAGUGGCACCAGGAAGAUUAGAAGACCGGGUCCGCGACUGUGCGCCCGGACCCUGCUGUAAACGUGCCUGCUUGUAUUUUCAGUCUGUCAUCACAGGCCCGUCUCACACCUCUGUGCAGGGCCUGGGGCACAGAGGCACCCCAAGUCCCCCCCACAGGUGGGGAAACCGUGUGGCAGCACAGAUCUCUCCAUGGUGGAGAAAGCUGUGCUUAUCCACGUGUUCUCUGUGCACGACGGCGAAUGUCAGAACUAAGCCAGAGGGGCGCCGCCCUGGUGGAGUGUGGCGUGUGUCUCGCCCGGGAACUCUCGCGGCCGCUUUCCCCGAGGGGCCUAUUUAUGUCUCACCCGCCGCAGGGCACGGAGGACUGUUCAGACGACGCCCGUGUGGCCCCGCCCGCCCCGCUCAGGCUCCCGGCGUUGGGGUGGCCCCUGGGUCCUUGGCUCGUCUCUGGCGGGGACCGCCCGCGGGUGCGCGUGGGGCCCAGGCUGCCACCCCGAGACCUGCCGCGGCGAUGCCGUCGGGCGCCAGCUGCGUGCCGCUUGGGGCCAGCCCUUCCUGCGGCCCUGCCCGGCCGGCGGCGGGGAAAGCGUCCUUAAAGGUCUCUUCUCGCGCAGGAGCCAAGCACGCGAUGCCCCGGCCCCAGCUCCGGCCUCCGCUGCCACCCUCCGGCGGGCGGGCGGGACGGCAGCAGUGGCCCCGAGGACUCGCUCCGCCCGCCCCGUUCCCCCGUGACUCGUGGAGGAGCCCCUUUCCCCGGAGGAGCCAGGAACCCAAGGCCGAGGGCGGCUUCCCGCCAGGCAGGCUUUCAGCCCCUCUCUGCACACGAGCCCCGCCAGACUGCCGCGUCUGUCUACAGCCUGGCCUGUCGUCCCCGCUUCAGCACCAGUUGUUGGCCAAAAAUAAACACCAUUCCUCAACCAUAUAUGUCCACCGGCCGAGCCGGGAGGAGACAGGCAGGUCAGCGCCGCGGGCUCACUCGGCGUGGCCACCGCCCAGCAUGCACAUCACCCAGCUCAACCGCGAGUGCCUGCUGCACCUCUUCUCCUUCCUGGACAAGGACAGCAGGAAGAGCCUGGCCGCGACCUGCUCCCAGCUGCACGCUGUGUUUGAAGACCCCGCGCUCUGGCCCCUACUGCACUUCCGCUCCCUCACGGAGCUCAGGAAGGAUAACUUCCGGCUGGGCCCCGCGCUGCGCAGCCUGUCCAUCUGCUGGCACUCCAGCCGCGUGCAGGUGUGCAGCGUCGAGGACUGGCUCAAGAGCGCCCUCCAAAGGAGCCUCUGCAGCAGGCAUGAGAGCCUGGUCAGCGAUUUCCUCCUCCAGGUGUGCGACAGGUGCCCCAACCUGACGUCCGUCACGCUGUCGGGCUGCGGCCACGUCACCGACGACUGCCUGGCGCGCCUGCUGCGCUGCUGCCCGCGCCUGCGCGCGCUGCGCCUGGAGAACUGCGCGCGCGUCACCAACCGCACGCUGGUCGCCGUGGCUUCGUAGAAGGCAAGCAUGGGCGCGGCGGGGAGAGAAAAGCAGUGACCCCGUCUAAGUGCUCUGAUAAUGGAGCCAUUACCCCCGACAGGCAGGUGUACCUGCUGGCCCCGGCACACGCGUGGACUGCAGAGCCUUGGCCUCGAUGUCCCACCUUCGGAACAAGCUCCCCGCAGGGGUAGACCGGGGCCAGGCCCCUCACCCUUCCGGGCCCGGUGUUCCUUCCGCGGAAGGCGCGGGUUUUCAAUCUGCCCACCUGAGAAACGGCAGGAAGAUGAGGCCUUGCGGUCUCGCGGCCAGGCGGAUGGCCAAGGUCAGGUUAGCGCGCUGCCUCAUCUGUGUGCUAGAGGAAGCCACAGGACGCUGUUCGCGAGGUUCUUAGCGAUCAGGGCCCCUUGGAAAGCAGGGGUCACUUAGCAUCUAGCCUGAAUGGGGAGUCUGCAUCGCCCGCGGCCUUUCCCACGGAAGCUUUGCUCUAAACUCGGACUAGGUUCCCGGGCCACGCCGCACGUAGAUGACAGUGACCACAGAACCAAAGCCACGCUGACGCCCGCGCCCAGCAUUGCGCAGGCGCAGCAGCUCACAGCCGGUGUGCCCUGCUAGAGGUCCUGGGCUCUGCUCGGAACUGCAGGCGCUGCACGCGGGCCCCACGGCUCCUUCACUGCUGCUGCUGCACCGGCCUGACCUCGGGGAACUCACGCCUGCUUGGGAGAAGACGUAACGCUGGGGGCAAGGGUGUUCUUGGGUCACCGACCUCCCAGCUUUGCUUCUGACAAGUUAGGGGCUCUCUGAGCCUCAGUUCUUUAUCUGUAAAAUGGGUCCAAAACCUUCCCUGGGGCACUUAAGAGAUGCGUAAAUGUACGGUUGCCUGGAGAGCAGAGCGGGUGAGGCGGCCUCACGUCCACGGAGGGCUAAAAGGGACCCAAUGACCCGGGAAGCAACCUGGAGGGGGCGGGUUUGUUUUGUUUUCCUGUCUCCAGGUGCUGCUCACAAAGGCAAGAAUCAAGGGCACAGGUCCCUCCAGGGAAGGGUAGGCAGAGACAGACAGGGUCCUGACAGCGUUCCAGGGCCCCCAGAAACAGCGUGGGCUGUCUGUACGCUCUCCCUUAGGCCACAGACCUUACCCAGCUCCUGAGGGCCAAGUCUGAGUGCCAGUCUGCUUUGGCCAAGGCAGCCAAGCUCCCACACCAGGAAAGCGUGGAGAGGCCCCGGCCUUAAUCAGGGUGGGAGGCUGUCACAGGUCCACGGUUCCCGGAAGCAGGCGGUGGUACUGGGGCUUGUCUGGCAGGGAAACGCCACAUUGCGCACGGGCUGGGCGUUGGGAGAGACUAACUGGCCCAGGCCCUGUGUCCUGGUGCUUUCCCUGGCCCGGCCUGGCCCGGCCCCUGGUCUGCAAGCUCACCUGACCCGCUGGAGAUGGCGCCCCGCGCUAGGAGCCGGUGCCUGAUGUGACUGCGCUAGAAGCUGCGCUCACAGCGCAGGCUUCCUCUGGCAGAGGCCCUGGACCCCAGGCCGGCACGAAGCCCCACCUGGGCAGACACGUGGGGACACCUUGGAGCCCAGGCCUGGGGGAAAACACCGGACGGGGCCCCCUUCAAUCCUCAGCUCUGGGAUUUACGCCGCCUCCUUCCUCACAGUCCAAGUCCAGAGUGUGCAGAGGGAGCAACAGAUUUCCAGCCAGGCAGCCGCGUGUGCAGACACCACACAGGGCCAGACAGCACUGCGGUCCGUGAGGCCUGACCGCGGGCACUGGGCGCCAGCCUGCCGGGUGCGCCUCUGCUCAGACCAGGCGACCAUGGGGGCAAAGGUCAGAGCCGCUGAGGCCGAGGCAUGACUUCUGAGACGAUUGGUGUCACCUCAGAGGCUCAAGAAUGUUGUGUCCUUCAGCGCUCUGCAGGAGGGAGGGUGGCUUGUCACUAGGAAGCAGCCCAGGAGACCCGAGGGACCUCUCCUGCACCUCUGUGUGACCCCAGCUGCACGGACCCCUCUCUCCACUAAGAGAACUGCGUCCUGGUGCCGGGGCCAGGGCAGCCCCUUCCCACCCUGGAGCCAGUGCUCGCGGCCCAGACCUGGGCGCGCGCUGUCACCGCGAAGGCACUGGGUCCUCCGAUGCCCAGUCCCACUGAACCCUUUUCUGUUCAACAGAGACCUCAUCAUUCUCAACGUUACUGUGUCUUCGCGCCGGGAAGGUCAGUUCACACGGUACUAACAACUGGCAAAGCCGUUCUCCUUCUGGUUUUCCUUGUGGGAGCAGCUGGCAGUGCAUCUGGCUGUCAGCGAGGACCUUGUCCGGAGGUCCCCGGGAACAGCACGUGGCCCGGACUUGGCGCGGGUGGAAGGGACUGGUCACGGCCUUGUCCCUUUCCUGCUCUCACGGGGUGGCUGCAGCUUCACAGUGGCUCACCGCGGCCCUCUCCCUGCAGCGGCCACUCCCAGCCCCUCACGGCGCCCCCAUCGGGGCUGCAGGGCCCGACCGCUACAAGCCGACCCUCGGUGAUAAUCCAGGUACGCCUCGUGUGCCUACCAGCGACAACUGUGCUUCCUGCCCCUGCCACUCACAGCCCUGACGGAGGUGGCACGCUCUUGCACCCCCUCUUCAGCGCGCCUGCCGGGGUCUUCUCAGGCAGGGCGCCGUGCGGUGCUGGCCGUGCCCCUUUGGCCUCGGGCGCUGCACCUGCGCCGGGCGCCAGGCUGGGCCUCACCGGGAGGGCCCAACCCGAGUGGGGCAAGGCUGUCCCUAGGGGGCGCAUCGGCCUGGCCGUGGGAACCCACAGAGCAGCCGCCCACAUUCUGACUCCUGAAUCUGCUUUAUUUCUCUGCAUAAGGGACCCUGCACAGGCAAUUCAAAUUAAAACAAAAUAAAUAUAUGAAUAUUCAUGUAAAACUGUCCUUUCUAAUGAACAAUUAUACACAAUGUACAAUUCCGUGUUCACUGGGUGGGUUUACAAAAAAUGUGUCAUUCCCAACUAAAAAUGCACCAAAAUGGUUCCAUGCAAACUUAUCAAAAGUGACCAAAAAUAUGGAGGGAAAAACCUGACCGAGAGCACUCUGCUUUUGUUUUUGUACAAUCACAGAAAAAUAAAAACAUCUACUUUCUCUGUUA